AUGCCCGCCCAACCCCAUCAGCAGCAACAGCAGCAACAGCAAGACGACAAACGACAAGCCGCACGCGAAGUCAUCGAUAUCCUCCAUGAAAUUUCCACGAUUCUGAACACCCACCUCGACCGCACAGAGCUAUCCCUCUGCGUCUCCCUAAUUGAGAAUGGAGUAAACCCUGAAGCCCUUGCUGCUGUCAUUAAAGAAUUGCGCAAAGAGGCUGCUGCGACACCAGCGGUGGAUUAG
This is a messenger RNA of Paracoccidioides brasiliensis Pb18, 237 nucleotides long. RefSeq names its product mitotic-spindle organizing protein 1. Gene Ontology annotation, biological process: gamma-tubulin complex localization; microtubule nucleation by interphase microtubule organizing center; mitotic spindle assembly. The record is from RefSeq and is a predicted model, not a curated record. The transcript is spliced from 3 exons. The coding region runs from base 1 to 237 and encodes 78 amino acids. Gene Ontology annotation, cellular component: centrosome; interphase microtubule organizing center; spindle.